Eruca vesicaria subsp. sativa (arugula) is the source of this 2285-nucleotide messenger RNA. The record is from the annotation of a GenBank genome assembly. NCBI's taxonomy places the organism in Eukaryota, Viridiplantae, Streptophyta, Magnoliopsida, Brassicales, Brassicaceae.
UUCAAUCCUAGGUCUCAAGCUGUUCUUGCUGUCUCUUUCUUUUCUUUUUCUUAGAGGGGACCCUUACUGUAGAACAAGUCAUCUUGUCCCAAGGACCAAAGCUUGUCUUUUUUUUUCAAUCUCCAUGCCUUGAUCUGUUUUGGUUUCUUGAUGUAAAACCCAUCUCAAAAAACACCUAGAGAUCUCAUCUUUCAAAUUCUAUUUUCGACUGGGAUUGCUUUUAAGAGAUUCUUGAUCUGUUUCUCUGUUGUAAAGAUAAUAAAAGAGCAUCAUCUGCUGAACCAUAUCAAAUGCAAGUUUGUCUUUGUUAGCUUGAAUGGAAGUGCUACAUGGUUUCAAGAAAGCAUCAAUGAAGAAGCAGCAACAACAGCAAUCCGUUACAGAUACUACAAGACCGCCUCUUGUUCCAGCUGAGAAGAACAAUGCAGUUGCUGCCACUCGCCGGUCUAGAACAGUGGAAGUUAGUUCAAGAUACAGAUCAUCAACUCCUACUAAAACUCGGAGAUGUCCUUCGCCUAAUGUCACGAGGACUGAAUCCAAAAGAGCAGUUUCAGCAGAAAGGAAACGCUCUUCAACGCCAACCACUCCCACUAAUCCGUCCACACCGGUUAGUGAUGUAUCUUUAGAUUUACCGGUUUCGUCUAGGACGUUACCUACUGGUCAAGGCUUAUGGCCUUCUACUAUGAGAAGUCUCAGCGUUUCAUUUCAGUCUGAUUCAGUGUCAGUUCCUGUUAGUAAAAAAGAGAAACCAACUGUUUCGAUUGAUCGGACAUUGAGACCAUCUUUGAAUAUAACACAAAAGCAGAAGAGUGAGACAACAACAACAACAACGUCUGUGUCUAGGAAACUUACCCCCGAGAGGAAAAGAAGUCCACUGAAAGGGAAGAAUGUAUCUGCAUGUCAAUCAGAGAAUUCAAAACCUGUAGAUGGUCCUCAUAGUAGGUUAAUAGAACAGCAUCGAUGGCCUAGUAGAAUUGGUGGAAAGAUCAUCUCAGAUUCUAUGAACAGAAGCUUGGAUCUUGGUGAUAAAGCGGUUAAGAGAAUAUCUAAAACCUCUAAACCUCUGCAGAAGUCUUCUAGUGACUCAGCGAGGUUGUUGUCCUCGUAUGAAAGUAGUGGAUUAGUAAUGUCUCCAACAAACUCAGAAGAUGAGUCUAGACACAGGCUUUUGUCAACAAGUUCAUUAGAUAGGGCAACUUCAGCUAGAGUGCAUCCCUUGUCUGCUCCUGGAUCACGCACUGCUUCUCCGAGCAGAUCCUCAUUUUCAUCAUCAUCCUCUAACUCUCGAGGCAUGAGUCCCUUGAGAGGAUCGAGUCCUUCAAGAGGCACAAAUCUCUCUUGUUUGAGGUCGUCUACACCGCCACCAAGAGGUGUAAGUCCUUCCAGGAUAAGACAAACCAACACGUGCACACAAUCUAGUAACACCGCGACAUCGGUUCUUAGUUUCAUCGCUGAUGUCAAGAAAGGAAAAAAGACAAGUUACAUAGAAGAUGUUCAUCAACUUCGCUUGCUUUAUAAUAGAUAUUCACAGUGGAGGUUCGCAAAUGCUAGAGCUAAGGGAGUUAGAUAUAUUCAGAGGUUAAUUGCUGAGGAAACUCUAUUCAAUGUCUGGCAUGCAACAUCCGACCUGAGAGAUGCUGUGACAACCCAAAGAAUUUGUCUCCAGCAGAUGAAGCUAGAAAUCAAGCUUGAUGAUAUCUUAAAUAAGCAGAUGGUUUGCCUUGAAGAUUGGGCCAUACUUGAGAGAGAACAUGUCAGUUCUUUAGCUGGCGCCAUUGCAGACUUGGAAGCAAAUACUCUGCGCCUUCCACUAACCGGAGGAACAAAGGUGGACCUCAGAUCUCUGAAGUUGGCUAUGUCAUCAGCUCUUGAUGUAAUGCAUGCUAUGGGAUCAUCCAUAUGGUCUUUACACUCUCAGAUGGAAGAGAUGACUAGACUUGCUUCGGAUCUUGCCGUUAUAGCUACAAAAGAGAAUUUCAUGCUUGGUCGAUGUGAAGAUAUGUUGGCUUCAACCGCAGUCAUGGAGAUAGAAGAGAGUAGCCUCAUGACUCAUUUAAUGCAAAAGAAGCAAGAAGAAGAAGAGAUGAUACAAAGUCUCCAUUGUUGCCAUUAAGCAAAGUUUCCACGGCCAACACUUAACAAUGACUUGUAAAUUGCUCUUUUUGGCUGCCAUUUUCUUAUGCCACCAUCCUUUCUCCAUUUUGUCUUUAACUUGUAGGAAAAGGAUGUGAAAUAAAUGGUCUAGAUAAAAUCAAUGAAGAAAAUGCAAUUUAAAUUUAUUUUUC